Serpula lacrymans var. lacrymans S7.9 is the source of this 382-nucleotide messenger RNA. RefSeq lists its product as uncharacterized. The record is from RefSeq and is a predicted model, not a curated record. The transcript is spliced from 2 exons. Lineage: Eukaryota; Fungi; Basidiomycota; Agaricomycetes; Boletales; Serpulaceae. Bases 63 to 278 code for a protein of 71 amino acids. Gene Ontology annotation, molecular function: core promoter sequence-specific DNA binding; general transcription initiation factor activity; protein heterodimerization activity. Gene Ontology annotation, cellular component: negative cofactor 2 complex. Gene Ontology annotation, biological process: chromatin remodeling; positive regulation of transcription by RNA polymerase II; negative regulation of transcription by RNA polymerase II.
AUCGCGGGUCUCAGGAGCUCUGCAACUCGACGUCCAGCUCCGUAGCUUUGCGUUCUCAAAUCAUGUCAGACCGCGAAGGACACUCUGGGGGGACAGGUGGGCCAGAUGAAGAUUUGUCUCUGCCAAAGGCGACUGUAGCCAAGAUGAUAAGCGAGCUACUACCAAGUGAUAUUACAUGUGCUAAAGAAACGCGCGAUCUGAUCAUAGAAUGCUGUGUAGGUGAACAUACUCAAAGUUUCACAUCAUCUCGUCGCAAUGCCAGUGUUGACUUCUUUUAAAUCGUCACACAGAGUUCAUUCACCUGAUAUCGUCCGAGGCUAACGAGAUUUGCGAGCAAGAGUCGAAGAAGACGAUAGCUCCCGAACAUAUUAUUGGUGCACUG